CUUUGUUGUUCUGUGUCAUCAAAAAAGUGAAAAAAUAAGCUUCUCAAUUUUUAUGUUUUAUGCUGUAAUCAUAACGAUGUCACUGCACUCUUGUUUUCAUGAUUGGUUUUUAAAAUAAAGGCAGAGUUGUUCAAGCUUCAAAGAUGUUCAGGAAUUUCGGCAGAUCGAUAAACAACUUCAAUAAACCCUCUUCGAGCAUCAGAUCUUGCAUAGUCCGAUAUGCCCAACAACUGGAGAACAAUCAUAAACCAAACAACCUAGAGAAGAAAUUCCUGGUAUGGACAGGAAAGUACAAAACCGUUGACGAAGUUCCACCAUUGGUAUCCCAAGUAACCAUGGAGAGAUGCAGAAAUAGGAUGAGAAUAAAGAUUUCAAAUUACAUGAUGGCUGCAACAGCAUUAGGAUGUUUUGCAAUGGUGUACCUUGGCAAACGAGCUGCUAAAAGUGGUGACACGGUGGUCAAGCAGAACAUAGAGUGGCACAAGAAGAUUAAGGAAGAGAGUGAGGGGAAAACAGCCACUACUUGAUUGUUUUAAAUGAGCCAGAUUUGUGUGCAAAAAAACACCUUCCUUGAUAUUAUAGGUCAUAUAGAAUUGUGUAGAUUGUCUUUUGAUGUAAAUAAAAUGCUUUAUUUUUUACAGAUUUGUUCUUCUAAGUUUA
This is a messenger RNA of Acanthoscelides obtectus, 660 nucleotides long. The record is from the annotation of a GenBank genome assembly. NCBI's taxonomy places the organism in Eukaryota, Metazoa, Arthropoda, Insecta, Coleoptera, Chrysomelidae.